AUGUUCAUCGAAAUGCAGAGGACUCUUACUCAACCCACAUUCCCGCCCAUGGCUGCUGGCGUAUGUGCUGGAAACCCCGACCAGACGUACAAGGGUUCCACAGGAUGGAGGAGGAUUCCUGGGAAUACCUGCGUUGAUGGUGUCGCAAGGGACGAGAAGGUUGAUAAGGAGUCUUUGCAAGCAACCUGA
This is a messenger RNA of Laccaria bicolor S238N-H82, 189 nucleotides long. RefSeq lists its product as uncharacterized. Lineage: Eukaryota; Fungi; Basidiomycota; Agaricomycetes; Agaricales; Hydnangiaceae. The transcript has 3 exons. The record is from RefSeq and is a predicted model, not a curated record. The coding region runs from base 1 to 189 and encodes 62 amino acids.